AUGAUUGUGAUUUUCGGAUCCCUGAAGGGGUUGCUCAAGAUCGAUGAAGUGUGCAUCGAUAACAACAUCUUCCGCCUGCACUACAAGGCAACCAUGAUCUUUCUCAUUGCCUGCUCCCUGCUAGUGACCAGCAGACAAUACAUCGGGGAUCCGAUUGAUUGUAUCGUAGAUGAUGCUGUUCCUGCCAGUGUGAUGGACACCUACUGCUGGAUCCACAGCACAUUCACGAUCCCGAAUCGUGUGGGAGAAAAAGUUGGUGAGAAUGUGCCACAUCCCGGAGUUGGACCCGAGGGUGACGAUGAGAAGAAGUACCACAAGUACUACCAGUGGGUGUGCUUUUUCCUGUUCUUCCAAGCCAUUCUCUUCUAUGUUCCGCGCUAUUUGUGGAAAACCUGGGAAGGCGGGAAGAUUAAGAUGCUGGUCAUGGAUCUGAACAGUCCGAUUGUUGAUGAAGGAACCAAAGAUUCGCGCAAGAAGCUUCUGAUAGAUUACUUCAUGAACAAUCUACACAGCCAGAACUUUUACGCGUUGCGAUUCUUCCUCUGCGAGGCGCUCAACUUUGCAAAUGUUAUCGGACAGAUUUACUUCAUGGACACCUUUUUGGGUGGAGAAUUCACCACGUAUGGUUCUGACGUGCUGAAAUUCCAAGAGCUAGAACCAGAAGACCGAACGGACCCGAUGUCGAAAGUGUUUCCAAAGGUUACCAAGUGUACCUUCCACACUUAUGGUGUGUCGGGAACUGUGCAAAAGAUCGAUGGACUCUGUGUGUUGCCCCUGAACAUCGUUAAUGAGAAGAUCAUGGUGUUCUUGUGGUUCUGGUUCAUCAUCGUUGCUGUGGCCUCUGGACUCGGGCUUUUGUACCGAAUUGCAGUUGUGUUCACGUCCCAGGUCCGAUUGGUGCUUUUGCGAUCCCGAUCAAGACUCUCCUCAACCGAAGACAUUGAAUUCAUCAACUCGAAAUGUGAGAUCGGCGAUUGGUUUGUGCUCCAUCAGCUCGGCAAGAACAUGGAUCCGCUAAUCUUCAAAGAGUUCAUUAGUGAUUUGGCGAUGAAGUUGAACGGAAAAGAGCCCUGA
Messenger RNA from Notodromas monacha, 1074 nucleotides. Lineage: Eukaryota; Metazoa; Arthropoda; Ostracoda; Podocopida; Cyprididae. The record is from the annotation of a GenBank genome assembly.